UGGAGGCGACCUGUAGCCUCGCACGAGGUGAAAGUCAUAUUUUCGUUGAACUUUCAAACGAUCGCGUGUAGGAGUGUCAAAACAAAAUACUAAAACAAAACCUUUUGGAAGAACAAUGGCGACACUUCGAACUUUAUCUGUUUCUAAACAGCUGACGACAACUUGGUGUAAAAGGAAAUAUGCUUUUGUAUGUUCAACUUACAAAACAGGGACGUCUAGAGGUGCUGAAAAUGGCAACGAAAUAAGAAAACCUCAAUCCGACACUAGGCCAAACGUCAGCCGUAAACCUUACAAAAUUCCCCAACUUUAUCCAACAAGUAGCCCAAUUGAAUGGACGGAGGAUGAACGUGAAAAAGGCCUAGGUGACUUGGAAGAGCUUGACCAGGAUGCUCUGAAAAAGAUCCUGGCACAAUUUACCUCUAAUUCUGAAGUCUGGAAGUUAUGUGUAGAACACGACAUUGCUUAUGGGAUGUACAGGGUGACACAUCGGUCUUUCAGUGCCAUGUGUUUGAACGAGAAGCUGUCUCCCGAUCUUCACCUAUUACUGCUGGAUCUCAUCGACGGAUCAGGAGAUGUAGUCAGUCUUUUUCCACACUUUCUAAAAUUCUCACUUGAAUUAUACCCACACCUUGGUUGUAUGGAUGAGCUGAAAAGCAUCGCAGACCUCACUUCUCCAGCAAAAUGGUAUCCAGAUGCAAGAAAAAAGACUCGUAACAUCAUCAUACAUACCGGCCCAACCAAUAGUGGUAAAACCCACCAGGCUAUGAACAAGUUUUUAGAAGCUGAGUCAGCUAUAUAUUGUUGUCCGUUACGUUUGCUGGCCAUUGAAAUAUGCAACAGAUCCAAUGAUCAGGGUAUCCCAUGUGACUUGAGAACAGGUGAACUCAUUACAUUUGCUAACGAGAGCAACAAACCUGGAAGUCACAUGGUUUGUACUGUAGAAAUGGCCAUCGUCGAAGAUCACUACAAUGUAGCGGUGAUCGACGAGGUCCAAUUGAUACGAGAUAUUGAUCGAGGGUGGGCAUGGACGAGAGCUUUCCUUGGUUUGAAUGCUGAUGAAAUCCACCUUUGUGGGGAGGAAUCUGCAAUUCCUCUAAUAAAAAACCUGGCUAAGUUGACCGGUGAUAACGUAGAGGUUAAAGAAUAUGAAAGAUUAACGUCGUUGAAGAUCCUGGAUGAGGCUGUGGAGAGAUGGGAAAAUAUCCUGCCUGGAGACUGCAUUAUUUGUUUUAGCAAGGAGAGUAUAUUUAAAGUGUCGACUAUACUUAACAAACUAGGAAUCCAAACCGCCAUCAUCUACGGACAUCUACCUCCAGCAACAAAGAUUGCCAUGGCCAACAAAUUCAAUGACCCUCUGGACCCGUGUAAAGUUUUGGUCGCGACAGAUGCUGUAGGAAUGGGUGUCAAUCUGAACAUCAGAAGAAUUGUAUUCCACCAAUUACAUAAAAAGGUAUCGAUAAAAAAUGGCCAAACAGCAUUCCGGGCCAUCAGUGCCUCCAUGGCCAAACAUAUAGCAGGACGCGCCGGCAGAUUUAAGACCAUUUAUCCCGACGGAGAGGUGACGACCUUCCUCAAAUCUGAUAUACCUUUACUACACAAUACAGUCGGGGCAAAAGUCCCACCUAUACAGUCUGCUGGGCUGAAACCCACCACAGAACAGAUGGAGAUGUUCUCCUAUCAGCUACCUAAUGCCACUCUGGAAGAACUGUUGAAUACGUUUGAAGAGAUGGCUAAACAUGACGAGAAAAACUUCUUUAUGUGUGAGUUACAUCAGAUGAAGGUACUAGCGGGCAUGAUCGACGACAUCGGUCUGCCCAUGAGGGAUCGCUUCCACUACUCAACCGCACCAAUUGAUAUUGAAAACGAACUGCAAUGUGAAGUGUUUGUAGAGUGUGCCAAGAAGCACUACAAUGAGGAACCUAUCAGUCUGACCUGGCUAACUAAUCUUCUAGGUUGGCCACUCAAGAUGCCAAAAACUCCUUCAGCUCUCAGGGACCUGGAGAGCAUCUUCGGCUGCCUUGAUAAUUAUUUAUGGUUCAGCAAAUACUAUCCAGACAUCUACCAGGGCGAUAAGAGAGUCCUUGCGAUCCAAAAAGAGCUUGAGAUUUGGAUUGAAGAUGGAUUAGUUUUGUGUUUGCUGAGAAAAUUAAAUAACGCUGAGAAAAUACAACUUGAAACACAUCCUCUAGAAAGAAGAGAACUAACUGAUAAGUCUGAUAAAUUGAAACAUGAAAAACUUGAAAUUGAAGAGACAGAACUGCCAUUAAGUACAGAUGAAAACUCAACCAAUCAGUCACAAUCUAUAUCAGGAAUGAUCACAUUUUUGAAAAAAGGAGGAAUUUCAGAAAAACGUUUGAAAAAACUUAGUAAGAAACUUGACAUUGAUGUAACUUAUAGUGUACCAGCAUCACAAAUAGGUAAACAUCCGAGGAAGGAAAAAGUGAAUAUAAAAAAUUCUAUAAAAAACUUGGGGAAAAUAUUGAAAGAUAAGAAAAAGUAGAAAGUGAGAAGCUAUGUAGAAAGAAGGUAACUUUUGUAUGCUACAUAUACAAAAGCCUUACAUUUUUAAAGCUGUGAUUUGUGCUGUACAUGUAUAUUGACCUUGAGAGUAUAUUUUGUUUUAAAAGUUAAGUUUCAGCCAAUCUGAAUUAUUCCUAAAGGCCUAGAUUUUAUUUCAAACUUUCAAAUAUUUCACUAAUCUUAAAAAAUCAAUCCAAAUUUAAUAUUACAUUUUAGACACCAAAAAUAUUUCUACAUGUAUAAUGUUAAUGAUGAUGACUUAUUCACAGAUAAAUGCCUAUGGCCAUUCAUUCUUUCAUAGCUUCCAAGAAGAACGGUGUUGUAAAAUGAGGUCAUUUUCAAUUUAAAACUAAACUUGAACAUUCCUCCUAAAGGAGCCGUGAAGUAGUGAAUUAAACGGCUUGCACGUUUAUCGUCUUGUGAUUUUAAUUUUAAAAAGCAUUUCUGGAGUACCUUGGUCUGACAUUAUCCAUCAUAAGCCUUGUCCUCUGAGAAUCCUCUACUACCUGGUAAUCUUUUUGAAUUACAGUGGAACUUCGUUAACUCUAACUCGGAAAACUCUAAUACCCCACUUAACUCAAAGUACUUCGUCAGUCCCGACCAAAUUUACUCUUUAUCCUAGUAAAAAUUUAGGGUAAAGUGUCUUGCCCUAGGUCAUAGCCAUGAGAGCACAGACUGGCCCAUUUUUUAGCUUCCCAAGAAACACAAACCGACACUGGUAAGGGGCGUCUAGCCCGAGUUUCCUCUGGCCCCUACACCAUCCUACACCAGACAUGGUGUCAGAGCCAGAGGAAACUUGGGCUAAGGGUUGUCGAACCACUCGCCUUGGAUCUUCACUUGAGGUUACGUUGCCGACGCCCUAAAUGACGGGUGUCGCGGCUCCUCUUGAACACGUCUCAGUCUUGUUAUUAAGCGUGGCAUCAUACAAAUACACUGUCAAAGAUUAUACAUAAUUAUAAAUUCCCACAUUUUUAUUGACAUGGUGACAUUUUUUAUCUCCCCUGAGAUGACCUUCUGCAAUUGCCUUUUGUCUGUCUGUAAACAAUUCACAUUUAGGGAUUCUCUGAGACCCCUGUAUCAAUUUCAAUCAAAGUUUGCAGAAACCUUCCAUAGCUAAAGGUUAACCAAAAUAGUUGAGUAUCAUUUCUAGAAUUGCCAUUGGAAAUACUGUUAUUAGGAUUAUCGGCAUGGGAUGGCAGUUUGAUGGUUUGCAAAUGUUAGCCCUGACUCCCAGGGGCUGAUGGGCCAAAAUGGGUCAGAUUGACUUAAAGUUAAAAUCUUUGAAGACCUAGCUACAAUAGAAUCAUAUAUUCAUUUUAGAUGGAAAAGUCUAAGAUGUUUUAUCAAAAUUGUGAAUUUCAUUUCCCUGGGGUUGGAGUAAAAUUUACUACAGCUUAAAUCAGAAAAUCACUUUUUUGAACGUUAUUUCUUUGAUUUCUGUUGGAAAUAAUUCAAACUGGUUAGAAUUACCAGUAUGGGAUGGCAGUUUGAUGGUGCAUAUAUGCAUAUUGACCUUGACUGACCUCCCAGGGGCUGAUGGGAAGGGCAAAAAGGGGUCAAAUUGACAGAAAUAUAUAAGGUGACUGUUAGGACCCAUGGGCCUUUUGUUUUAUUAUGUUAUAGAAUGUAACACAUAAAAUGGUUUCCCUUGGUCUGUCAUACAUACCUUAUUUAAAAUGUUUGAUAAAGUUAAAUAUGUAUACUAUAGAUUACCAAACUCUACACUGGCCUGUUAGACAGCAGGCUCUUCACCCGUACAGUAUUAAACUCUGGACAAUAUCUUCAUGACAGAAAAAAAAUCAUCCACACAUCAUUUAAAGUAUAAUAUUGUCAUAUCAUCUGUCUAUAUGCUUGACAGCAGAUUUACUUUAACAGAUUUUGUUUUCAGAUUUAAAUGAUCUGUUUAUAUAUAUACCGGUAUAUGAUUGAUUGCUUGAUUAUAGAUAUAUCAUGUUUUAUUUAUUUUCACAUUUAUAAUGAAAUAGGUUGCAUGUUUCAUUAAUGAAAAUAAAUCUACAUAAAUUGA
Molecule: messenger RNA, 4546 nt
Organism: Pecten maximus
Lineage: Eukaryota; Metazoa; Mollusca; Bivalvia; Pectinida; Pectinidae
Product: ATP-dependent RNA helicase SUV3 homolog, mitochondrial-like
Exons: 15
Coding region: 116-2500 (794 amino acids)
Biological process (GO): mitochondrial RNA 3'-end processing; RNA catabolic process
Cellular component (GO): mitochondrial degradosome
Molecular function (GO): ATP binding; RNA helicase activity; hydrolase activity, acting on acid anhydrides
Source: RefSeq, a predicted model, not a curated record